This is a messenger RNA of Anguilla anguilla (European eel), 5016 nucleotides long. It is a transcript of the gene eys, whose product is annotated as eyes shut homolog. The record is from RefSeq and is a predicted model, not a curated record. Lineage: Eukaryota; Metazoa; Chordata; Actinopteri; Anguilliformes; Anguillidae. The coding region runs from base 1 to 5016 and encodes 1671 amino acids. The transcript is spliced from 25 exons. Gene Ontology annotation, molecular function: calcium ion binding. Gene Ontology annotation, biological process: establishment or maintenance of epithelial cell apical/basal polarity; heterophilic cell-cell adhesion. Gene Ontology annotation, cellular component: plasma membrane; protein-containing complex.
AUGGCUUGCAGCUGCGAGUGCCAGGCGGGAUUCGCCGGCCCCAACUGCGAGGACGACGUGGACGAGUGCGCCUCCAGCCCCUGCCGAAACCGCGGGAUCUGCCAGGACCUCGCCAACAGGUUUCGAUGCAUUUGCCCCCUGGGGCACUUUGGUGCUCUGUGCGACCUGGAUGUGGACGAAUGCGAGGCCUCUUCCUGUCUGCACGGCGGGACGUGCGUCAGCACGCGAGGAGGGGUCAGGUGCACCUGCCCACCGGGGUACACAGGAGACCGGUGUGAGUCGGACGUUGACGAGUGCGCUUCGGACCCGUGCCAAAACGGCGGUGAGUGCGCGGACGGGCCGGAUCGUUACCGCUGCGCGUGCCCCCCCGGCCUCUCGGGGCUCCACUGCGAGACCGACGCCCGCGAAUGCGCCUCCAGCCCCUGUCUGCACGGCAGCUGCUUGGACGGGGCGGACGGAUACACUUGCGAGUGCGAGCCGGGCUGGAGUGGCUACAGAUGUGAGACUAAUAUCAAUGAGUGUGAUUCUAGCCCCUGCAUGAACGGAGCUACCUGCGUGGACCGGGUGGACAGGUUCGCCUGCUUCUGCCCCGAAGGGUUUUUGGGGAAGCGCUGUCAGGUGGACGUGGACGUGGACGUGUGCCUGCAGGCCCCCCGGGGUCUGCCCCUCUGCUUCAAUGGGGGUACCUGCCAGGACGGGCCCGGAGCCAACUUCACUUGCAGGUGUCCCGCAGGCUUCUCGGGCGAGCGCUGUGAGCUGGAGGUGAACGAGUGUCGCUCGGAGCCCUGCCUGCACGGCGCCGUCUGCCACGACCUCGUCAACGGAUACCGCUGUCUCUGCCAGCCAGGUUGGACAGGCCUUCAGUGUGAAGAUGACAUUAAUGAGUGCCUGCCAGAGCCCUGCAGUCAUGGCCUGUGCUUCCAGAACGUUCCCGGCCGCGGAUACACCUGCUUCUGUCGCCCCGGAUUUGUGGGGAAGAACUGUGAACAGAACUACGACGACUGUCUACUGCGGCCCUGCCCAGAGGCACACACCUGCAUCGACGGCAUCAACAACGUCAGCUGUGUUCCCACGGUAACAAGCGUCCGCGCCGCACCUGGAACCACACCGCCCCCCCGGGGCCCCCUCUCCCCCGCCUCGGCGCCAGCGUCCGCGGCCUGGCCAACCGGGAGCCCGGAGGAAGCGGCUCCGCCCACAGAUUUCGGCUAUGCGUGGUACUCUGGCGACUCCUACAUGGAGUUUGAAGGCAUCGAUCCGGGCGCCGUGGGCAACGUCUCGGUGAGGUUUCGGAGCCGAGCGCCGGAAGGGACCGUCCUCUACGCCGACCCGGGCCCCGGCGGCGGCAACGGAUUCUUCGCCAGGCUCUUCGUCGCGAGGGGAGUGCUGCAGUAUGAAUUUGCCUGUAACCAAGGAGGCAGAACGCAGAGGAUCAAUACCACAAUCCAGGUGGACAGUGGAGAUGAGCACAUGGUCCACAUCAGGCAAAGCUCGUCCCCGUGUGGAGCGGAGGUGACGGUCUCAGGCUAUGGAAGGGCACAGAGCACAUUCAGCCUUGAUUGGUCAGGGCUGACCGUGCAGAGAACUGGCCGCGUCUUCAUCGGAGGCCUACCUCUCAACUACCCAACACCCCGGGGAGAUCAGCAGUUCUACAACUUUACCGGCUGCAUUGAAAUCAUGGAAAUGAAUAAGAUGGGAAGAUUCUACAUGUCUAAAGCCAUCGGUGGGAGCAACGUGGAGAAAUGCAGGCGCCCCGGACUCAGCGAGACCCCAACAGCGAGCCAUUUGGAGCGAGUGGACGGGACGGCCACGCCCCCCCCGGACCCCCCCUCGGGCCCCCCCCCGGCGGAGGCCUGUCGGGACGAGCCGUGCCGGAACGGAGGGACCUGUCGGCCGCGGCGCUCGCCCAGCGGGGCGGCGUCUUUCGGCUGCGACUGCCCCCUGCACUUCACCGGGCCGCUCUGUGACCAGGACACUGCUGUAUUCUUCCCCUCUUUCGACGGGACGUCGUACCUGGAGAUGCCGUUCCUUACCUCUCUGCUGGGGACCGAGGGGAAUGGGAGCGCUCUACCGCCCCCGGAGGCGGGAUAUGUAGUUACACUUUAUUUGACCGUGAAAUCGAACGCGUCCCUGGGCUCCAUCCUCUACACUCGAGAGGAAGACGUGGGCGACCGUUUCCUGCACUUGUUCCUGGAGAACGGCAGACCCGUUGUCGAGCUCGGUUGCGGCGGCGCUAACGUUCUGACGGUGAAGGCGGGUCAAAGCGUCGGAUGGGAGAGGCUGACCCCAGUCAUGAUCCGAUACCGUUUGCCUGAGAGUGAGGAAGGAGGGCAUUGUGGGAUUGAAAUGGUGGUGGAUGAUGGGCCUGCUAACAGACGAUACAAAAAGCUGACUCGCCCGAUGACACAGGUGCGUUUCGGGCCCCUGUUCCUGGGGGGCGUCCCGUCCCACGCGGAGCUUCCCGAGGGCGCGGGUCCGGAGGCCGGGUUCCAGGGCUGCGUGCGCGAGCUGCAGGUGAACAGCAGGGAGCUCUUCAUCGUGGACGAAGCCGUGAGAGGGAAGAACAUCGGAAACUGCAACGCCCCCGUCUGCCAGCGAAACCCCUGCCAAAAUGGAGGCACCUGCAUCAGCGAUGCGGAGAGCUGGUUCUGCCGAUGCCCCGGUCCCUUCUCUGGCAGGCUGUGCCAGUUCAGGACCUGCCAGGGCAGUCCCUGUGCUCACGGGGGCACGUGUGUGCCCAGGCCCGGGCAGGAAGCCGUGUGCCUGUGCCCAUACGGACGGGCGGGCAUCCUGUGUGAGGAGGCCGUCGAUAUUACACGGCCCAGCUUCAACGGGACAGACGAGUUCGGCUUCACCUCGUUCAUGGCCUACCCCUCCCUCCCUGGCGUCAGCCUCUUCUACGAGUUCCAGGUGAAGCUCACCUUCUCCAGCGAGGACUCCGCCCUGAGGGACAACCUCAUCCUCUACUCCGGACAGAAAGGACAAGGAAUCAAUGGCGACGACUUCCUGGUGUUGGGGGUGCGGAGCGGCAGGAUCGUUCACCGGUUCAACCUGGGCUCCGGAGUCAGAACCAUCGUCAGCGACCGCAUCGUCCGCGGGACCGGAGUCCACACGGUGCGCUUCGGUCGGUCCCUCAGAACCGGGUGGUUAAAGGUGGAUGACCAAAAGAAUAAGACAGGGUCUUCUCCAGGACAGCUGGUGGGCCUCAAUGUUUUCAGUCAGCUCUAUGUGGGGGGGUACAGGGAGUACACCCCCGAACUGCUACCCUGGGGCGCCAGAUUUCAAAAUGGAUUUCAAGGGUGCAUAUUUGACCUGCGCUUUCGGGCCAGGGGCGGGGGCCGGUUCCGGGCCCCAGGGAGGCCGGAGGAGCACCCGAACUCGGGGCGCAGCGUAGGACAGUGCGGGGUCACCCCCUGUGCGCUCGUCCAGUGCCAGAACGGAGGAACCUGCGUGGACUCGGGUUCCACAGUUUACUGCAGGUGUGCGUUAGGAUGGAAGGGGGCGCUCUGCUCGGAGACGGUCUCCGUGUGCGAUGCUGAACACAGCCCCCCUCCCCUCUGUGCCCGCGGCUCCACCUGCGUCCCUCUGCCCCGGGGCUACACCUGCCGGUGUCCCCUGGGCACCGCUGGAGAGUAUUGCCAGGAAGCUCUGGCCAUCAGCGACCCUUCCUUCAGCGCUAACCGCUCGUCCUGGAUGUCCUUCAGCGGCAUCGAGGGACUCCGGCACAGAACAGACCUGCGGCUGCAGUUCCGGUCUCUGUCACCAGAGGGCAUCCUGUUCUACGCGGCGCAGCGCCUCAGCGCUCAAGCAGGGGACUUCUUCUGCGUGUGCCUGGCGUCGGGCUUCGCCGAGCUGCGCUACGACCUCGGGGACGCCGCGGUGACGGUGCGCUCGGCCUCCCGCGUGGACGCCAGCGGCGGGGCGUGGCACACGCUGCGGGCAGGGCGGGACGGGAGGCGGGGCUACCUGUCUCUGGACGGGGCGGAGGCGCGGGGGGGGGCGUCCCCAGGGGGGAUGGCGGCGCUGGACGUGGGCCCGGACGUCUUCGUGGGGGGCGUCCCGUCCCUGGACGCGGUGGCCGGCGGGGCGGUUGGGGGGGGUGAGCGGGCGGGGUUCACCGGCUGCGUCCGCGAGGCGGUCCUGAACGGGCGGCGGCUGGAGCUGAGCGAGGGCGGGGCGUCGGGCGGGGCCGGCGUGGGCGACUGCGACGGGACGGCCUGCGGGCACGGGGCCUGCGGGCACGGGGGCACCUGCGUGCCCUUGGGCCCUCCCCGCGACGGCUUCGCCUGCUCCUGCCCCCCGCCCUGGACCGGCCCCGGGUGCGAGCUCCACGCGGCGUGCGCGGGACAGCCCUGCCGGAACGGCGGCCUGUGCCACCCCGACGCCGCCGGCGCCUCCUACGCCUGCGCCUGCCCGCUGGGGUGGCAGGGCGGGCGCUGCGACAGGCGGGUCACCCUGGAGACCGCGCGCUUCGCCGGGCGCUCCUACCUGAGGUACAGCGACCCCGCGCACGGGGGGCGGGACCUGACCCGCGUCAGGGUGACCUUCAGCUUCAGCGCCGGGGAACCAGACGGACUGAUGCUGUGGGCGGGGCCGGCCCGGGCGCACGGCGGCGACCACCUCGCGGUGGGCCUGCGGGGGGGCCGCCUCACAGUCGCCGUCGGCCUCGGGGAGGGGGCGACGCCCCCCAUCACCCACAGAGCGACUGCAGUCUGCUGCCACCGCUGGCACGUCGUCACGCUCGACCAGAACAGGACCGUGGUCCAGGUCUCCCUGGACGGGGAGCGGGUGGUCUUCCGGGACCUGGACCCGUUCGAGCGCUACGUGCAAGUCGACCACGGCGGCGUCUUCUACUUCGGCGGGUUCGAGCCGGACAGGGACGUGGAGACCGCGACCGACGGUCUCUUCGACCGGGGGUUCGUGGGCGAGAUAAAAGACGUGUUUUUGUACCGGGACACCAGCAAGGUGGAGUUUCUACAGAACUCUGAGGGGUUCAAUGUUUACACGGGAGACGAGUAA